Penicillium atrosanguineum is the source of this 1044-nucleotide messenger RNA. Its product is annotated as vacuolar protein sorting-associated protein 26. Gene Ontology annotation, biological process: retrograde transport, endosome to Golgi; intracellular protein transport. The record is from RefSeq and is a predicted model, not a curated record. Bases 1 to 1044 code for a protein of 347 amino acids. The transcript is spliced from 4 exons. NCBI's taxonomy places the organism in Eukaryota, Fungi, Ascomycota, Eurotiomycetes, Eurotiales, Aspergillaceae. Gene Ontology annotation, cellular component: endosome; retromer complex.
AUGGCGUCCCUCUUCUUCUCCACCCCUGUCGAUAUCGACAUCGUCCUCGAUGAUCUCGAUGACCGCCAGACUGUCGAUGUCAAGCUCGACAAGAACCGCCGCGAGCGGGUACCCCUGUUCAUGGACGGUGAGUCCGUCAAGGGCGCCGUGACGAUCAGACCGAAAGACGGCAAGCGAUUGGAGCACACGGGAAUCAAAGUGCAGUUCAUUGGAUCCAUUGAGAUGUUCUACGACCGAGGCAACCACUACGAAUUCCUAUCACUGGUCCAAGAACUGGCAGCCCCCGGCGAAUUGCUACACCCGCAGACUUUCCCCUUCAACUUCAAGAAUGUCGAGAAACAAUACGAAUCCUACAAUGGUAUCAAUGUCAAGCUGCGGUACUUCGUCCAAGUGACCGUCUCACGGCGCAUGGCCGACGUCAUCCGUGAGAAGGACCUCUGGGUAUAUUCCUACCGCAUGCCCCCGGAGACCAACAGCCCCAUCAAGAUGGAUGUCGGAAUCGAAGACUGCCUGCAUAUCGAAUUUGAAUAUUCCAAAUCCAAAUACCAUCUCAAAGACGUGAUUGUCGGUCGGAUCUACUUCCUGCUGGUGCGGCUGAAGAUCAAGCAUAUGGAGUUAUCCAUCAUUCGACGAGAGACAACCGGGUCUCCACCCAAUCAAUAUAAUGAGAGUGAGACGUUGGUGCGCUUCGAGAUCAUGGAUGGAUCACCUUCUCGAGGUGAAACCAUUCCUAUCCGUUUGUUCCUUGGUGGAUUCGAUCUGACGCCCACGUUCCGAGACGUCAACAAGAAGUAUUCGACACGAUACUACCUCAGCCUGGUGCUGAUCGAUGAAGAUGCUCGCCGCUACUUCAAGCAAUCUGAAAUCGCCCUCUAUCGACAAGCCCCCGAGAUUGCCGCGACGCCACAGAUCGCCCAGCAGCAGCAAAUUCAACAGCAGGUCCUGAUGCAGCAACAGCAGCAGGCCCUACCGCCAGGAUCUGCCACCGCUGGUCCAGGACGUGAACAGCCGAGAUUGCAGCCAGUCUCGGCGCCCGUGGCAUAG